CUGUAAAAGUUUAAGAGAGAAAGCUUCUGGGGUGGGGUUUAGGAGAUAAGUACGGGGAAGUUCAGACUGAGCGUGUACUUACAAGAAAACUCUUCAAGCAGAAUUAACAGAAAAUGGAGGCCAUUAACCAGCUGGUGACUGAUGUGCUCGAGGAUCUUGUGGAGUCAGAGCUCAAACAGUUCACCAGGCAGCUGUGGAUCGGUGUAAAACCAGACGUCGAUCCCAUUCCUCGGGGAAAGCUGGAGAAUAAGGACCGUCAGGAUGUGGUGGACAGUAUGGUGCAGCAUUACAGCGAGGAUGCUGGGAAGAUCACAGUACAGGCACUGCGCAAAAUCAAGCAGAACGAACGUGCAAAGCGUCUCGAGUCGAAUCUGCUGAAAGUUCAGCCGCAGGCGCAAGAAAAUGAGCGAAACCCUGAAGACCUGCAACCCAUCCAGCAGAUCAUCCCGCAGCCCAUUAACACUGCUGGGUCUGAGGAUCUCCAACCCAUCCAGUCUGACUGGCAGAGACCACGGCAGAUCAUUCCCUGCAGUCAAGAGUUUAAAAACAAACUUCUUAACGCAAACAGAGAUGAUAUUUACACACCAGGGAGCAGUACUCAAAGAAAAGGCUUGGCUCUGUUAAUCACCAACAUACAAUUCGCCAAUAAACAACACAACCGAGCCGGAGCGGAGAAAGAUGAGGAGAACGCGGAGUGGCUGCUGAGAGCUCUGGGCUUUGCAGUUAUAAAAUACAGAAAUCUCAGUGGAAAAGAUAUCAGCAGAGCAGUCGAGAAUUUCUCUAGACGUCGUGAACAUGAAGACGCAGACAGCACCUUUGUCGUCAUCAUGUCUCAUGGGACUAGAAUUGAAAAUAAAGAUGCCAUUUUAGGUUUCAGUGACGACGUCUACUUUAUUGAAGACACUUUCUCCCAUCUGAACUCUGUGAACUGUCCUGGUCUGAUCGACAAACCCAAGGUUAUCCUCAUUCAGGCUUGCAGAGGAGGGCAAGCCAGUGGAGUGUAUGCUCAAGAUUGUGCGUUUACAUCUGACUCGUGGGUGCACAUGGAGAAAGACUUUGUCUGUUUUAUGUCCACCAUGCCUAAUACUUUCGCAUACAGGAAUCCAAUCGAGGGAAGUUUUUUUAUCAGCUACAUAGUGGAUGUGUUCUGUUCAUCAGCCCACAAGGAUGACAUUAUGGAGCUGUUUAGGAAGAUUACCUUACGUAUGGAGAAAGACCAACGUUUCCUGGGUAAGGCGAAACUCUUGCCGUGCAUUGAAAGGACGUCCAUUUCAAAGAAAUUCUACCUGUUUCCUGGACUGUGAAGACAUGAAGAGUAAACCUGGUUUAGAGGAAAAACAGCACAGGUGAUCAGGGUAAAACAUGUAUAUCACCAUGCUGAAGGUCUUUAUUUCCUGGCAGAAAAUUACCUCAAUACAAGUCAUUAUUAAAAACACAGGUAUUAUCAGUUUUUAUAUGAACAUACUGUUUCUUUGGAGAGUUCUUAGAAGACGGUACAUUACUUGAUUAGUCAAUCUACUGUAAACACUGUAAUGAGGGGCAUUCUCUAUUCAUCUGUGGUGUUUUACUUUUCUUCUUAUUCAUUUCUUUAUCAUUUAUCAUGUAAUCACUUUAUUAUAACAUUUAAUUGACAUGAAUUCAACCAUAUUAUCGAUUCAUUUAAUGAUCAGUAAUGUUAUAGCAUGUGUUAUAAUCUUAUGAUUGUGUGGUUUCCAGGGGAUCAGUCUUAAAUCUGUAGGAGAAUUACUGUAUCUCAAGGUGUUUAAUGGUACUUUACUCGGUUAUUAAACAGUAUAUUUUUAUUACUUGUGCUUUAAUAUCACUGGAAGGAGUUGUGCUUGUCUGCUCAUUCAGUAAACUGGUAAAUAAUAAA
This is a messenger RNA of Danio aesculapii, 1873 nucleotides long. Its product is annotated as caspase b. Bases 114 to 1304 code for a protein of 396 amino acids. Gene Ontology annotation, biological process: proteolysis. NCBI's taxonomy places the organism in Eukaryota, Metazoa, Chordata, Actinopteri, Cypriniformes, Danionidae. The record is from RefSeq and is a predicted model, not a curated record. The transcript has 8 exons. Gene Ontology annotation, molecular function: cysteine-type endopeptidase activity.